UGUGUACACAUAGCAAGCCUCUAUUACAAUAAAUCCACUAUUUGCGUCAUCUCUCUCCUCUUCCUCUCCCUCCCUCUCUCUCUCUCUCUCCAGAUGUUUGUCGAUCGAAUAUUUGCGAGUGUCCCCCGCUAUUUGCAGUCGUUAUUACGUUCCGCGUUACACGUUGACGGAACUGAGGGAACUAUGUGCGUGACGAGGAGGCCGCUCGCACGUCAGUAAAAGCGCAGGAAAGUAUCGCAUCGCCUGAAGUGGACGGGAUCAUCCCAGCGAACACGACGUUUCCCCGAGAUCGUCGAAUUGUGCCAUGAGACAUCGCUUCACGGCCCCGAGGAAGGAGAGCAGCUCAGUUCACUUCGCAGUCCCGUGUUGACAAAUUUCCCUCCCCCACCCCGAGCGAGAUAACCUCGAAGCGAAGGACGGAUUUCGCCGUAGUCCUUUCUGUUCCACACAAUCCAUCUCGAGCAAGAUGUCGAUGGUUGAGGGAGUGGGCGAUGAAGUCACAAAUUUUUUCAUCGCCAUGACCAUACUGUUUGUGGGAUAUCUCGCAUGGUGCUCGACGAGUAUAACGAACCAGCCACUGAUCCGUACUGUACUUAUCUUGCGCGACGCGCCAGCGAAUAUCUUGUCGAUAAGAACCAAUCAGCAGAGCACGAGUAGUCCCAGUACCCAGGACGUUGGCCGGUCCCACAGUUCGGAAACGGACAGAACCAAUUCAGAGGAAGAGGAAACGUUAGCUGUAACUUCAAAUGACAGCGAUAAUGUACAGUCGAACUGUCCAAAUGCAACUGUCGCAGAUACUGCGAGCGAAUUGCCUCAAGGUGUCGCGAGACCAACGGAAUCCACGUCGGAAGAAGUACUUAUUGAAGCAAUGGAUUCGUUCAGCAAUUCCGAUCGGUCGCUGUUACAAAGAACAGCCAAGGCGGAUAGUGACGACAGUGUCGACGGUUCGACGAUAGACCAAACUACUAGCACUACUACGAUUACCGCUAGCACUACUAGUUUGUCAGAGUACACGUCGGAUGAGGCAACUCUGAGCAACAGCAGUGACAUCACCAUAAAACUGAAGUUUAUAAAUGACGAUCAGAAAGUGGUCACGGGUAGCCUCAAAGAGAUGCUGGGUGAUUUUAAAAGGAGGCACUUUCAAAUGGAAUUGGAAGCGCGCAAAGCGGUGCGACUAGUGUUCAACGGCCGCGUGUUGCAGCCCGACACUCAGACCCUCGAGCAGUGCGGCCUGUUCAACGAUUGCGUGGUCCACUGUUGGGUGCAUCAGCCACGGCCGGCCGCCGUACCGGCGUCCACGAUGGACAACUCGUCGUCCAUUUACUUCAAUUCCCAGCCGUUCCCGGAUCUGCCCACCGGCGCGGGGAUAAGCUCGGUGCACAACGACUGGGACCUGAGCCGCCUCCUAGUAAGCCUUCUAACACUUCUCCUGGGUCUCGCGUGGUACUCGCGGUAUCACUACGCUCAACUCUUCACCGCGACGACCACGCUCGCGCUCUACGCGCUGACCGCGAUCUUCACCAUGUCGCUGUUCAGUAACUUCUUUCCCGAUCAGGACAACAUACGGAACGUGGAAUGAUACGACGACGACGACGACGACGAAUACUACUACUACGAUUACUACUGAAGUUUUUUUAAUUUUAAUAAAAAAGCACCUCAAAUACAAAUCGAUGUAAUAUACAUUUUAAACGUAUCACGUGUACUGUAGAUUUAACGGAAUCAAUCGAAUGGUAAACUUCGUCGUCGAGCAUCUUGCUUUUAACGCAACGUCCUCGAGAUCAAGUUUAUCGUUGAUGAUAACGGGCUCAUUGUGCAGUUUGUGAUUUUUCAUCCUUUUUUCUUGAUGUUAUGUUAUCUCAAAGAUACACAAGAUACACCAAUUGCGAUAUUUCUGUUAAUAUACAUUUCUCUCGGAUUGUACAUAAUUAAAUUUCGAAUCGUUACAUACAGGAACCGUGCUAAUUUAUAAAUAAAUAAAUAAAUUCUA
This is a messenger RNA of Wasmannia auropunctata (little fire ant), 1987 nucleotides long. RefSeq names its product transmembrane and ubiquitin-like domain-containing protein 1. Bases 467 to 1579 code for a protein of 370 amino acids. NCBI's taxonomy places the organism in Eukaryota, Metazoa, Arthropoda, Insecta, Hymenoptera, Formicidae. Gene Ontology annotation, molecular function: protein binding. The transcript is spliced from 4 exons. The record is from RefSeq and is a predicted model, not a curated record.